Molecule: messenger RNA, 2597 nt
Organism: Cajanus cajan (pigeon pea)
Lineage: Eukaryota; Viridiplantae; Streptophyta; Magnoliopsida; Fabales; Fabaceae
Source: RefSeq, a predicted model, not a curated record
CUGCAGCCAAAAAAAGUUAAUGGUAUUAUUAUUACAAUUAUUAUUUUAUUUUACAAUUUUUUCCUUGAUUUUUGUUGAAGUUUAAAAAUGAUGAUUAUAAUUUAUUUAUCUUAUGUUGCAUUGAAGCGACUCAAUGGCCCGACGGAAUGAAUUUUGGUGGUUCAAUUAACUAUGAAAACAAUGCACAAUUAAUAACUUUACCAGAAGGUACUUAUUCUGAACACCAAUUCUUUUUGUUAUUGUCCUUCUUUAUACACGUGUUUUUUUCUAAUUUUUUUUGUUUGAUAUAACAUAUACAGUUUUGUUCAAUAAUCAGUUUUAUUACUUGACACAAUAAAGGUUUUGAACUUGAACAUUACUCUGAAUUUUAAAAUAAGUACAUUUUUAUUAUAUUUGUUACGGUUGGCAUGAUAUGAAAAAGUAAAUUCAUGAGAUUGAGUAUAUAUAAAUUUUAAUGAAGCAAUGACAAAAACAAUGCAUAGAGGUUUUGUAGCAGGUGAGGGUGAAGUGAGUGGAAGCAGCGAUGAUUGCAAACGUGAUUUAAAUGAGUUGGUUUCCGAUCUAACAAGAGAGGAAGAAGACAUUAAGGGUCAAUUACAAUGGUUGGAGUCACGGGGCAAGAAGCCAAAGAUUGAAGUUGACUAUUGGUUGGAUCAAGUACAAAACCUCAAAACAAGAGCUGAUGAUCAUCAUAUGCAGCAGUUUGGAUCGAUGGACAUACAAGAUUUGAUUGAUGAUAUGGCAGGGCACAUGGAAGAAAAGCCUCUGGUGGUGUCAAAUGAAUUUGUCGGUCUGAAAUUUGAGAAAAAUGUUGACGAGAUGUGGAAUCUUCUGGGGGAUGAUGAAGUUUUGAUUAUUGGCAUACACGGAAUGGGGGGAGUGGGGAAAACAUUCCUAGCAACUUAUAUGGAGAAUGAGAUCAAAAGAAAGAAAAGUUUCAAGCAUGUCUUCUGGGUCACUGUUUCCCAUGAUUUCACCAUUCUCAAAUUGCAACACCACAUUGCGGAAACAAUGGGGGUAAAGCUUUACGGAGAUGAUGAGAGAAGUAGAGCAACAAUUUUGGCAUCUGAAUUGGAGAAAAUAGAAAAAUCAGUACUUAUUUUGGAUGAUGUUUGGAAAUAUAUUGAUCUAGAGAAAGUCAGAAUUCCUCUCAGAAUGAAUGGCAUCAAAUUGAUUAUCACAAGUCGUUUGAAACAUGUGUGCCAACAGAUGGAUUGUUUGCAAGAUCAUAUGAUAACAGUGACUCCUUUAGAUGCGAUUGAGGAGGAACAUAUAUGUUGGGAGUUAUUUUUGUUAAAAUUAGGACACCAUGGAAUACCUGCAACGCUUCCCCCUAAAGUAGAAGAGGUUGCAAGAUCCGUUGUAAAAAAGUGCGAUGGUUUACCAGUUGCAAUCAGUGUGAUGGCUAGAAGCAUGAAGGAGCAAGAUGACAUUCAUUGGUGGAAGCAUGCAUUGAAUAAAGUUGAAAAUUUUGAAAUAAGAGAAGAGGUCAAAGCCGUACUAAAGCGUAGCUAUGAUAAUUUAAUUGACAAGGACUUGCAAAAAUGCUUCUUAUACUGUGCACUAUUACCUAAUCGUUUAGAUUUUGGUGAAGGGGAUUGGGUUAAAAGUCUUGUUGAGGGUGGAAUGUUGAAUGGAAAGAGGAGUUUGGGGGAAAUGAUUGAUGAGGGGUAUGUCAUAAUAGAUAAACUCAUAAACCAUUCUUUGUUGUUGAUUGAUACUUGGGAUUCUAUAUAUAUGCAUGAUCUGGUGAGGAACAUGGCAUGCGAUAUAAUGAAAGACAAAUACAUGGUAAAAAUUGAUAAAAAAUUGAAAAAGAUACCUGACUUGGGGGAAUGGAGAGAUGAUUUGGAGGCAGUUUCUUUGGCGUCGAACAAAAUAGAAGAAAUCCAAGAGGGUGCAUCGCCUAAAUGUCCACGCUUGUCCACCUUAAUUUUAUCUAAGAAUCGCAUCGCUCAUAUUUCGGACUCUUUUUUUACACGCAUGAAUGCUCUGGCAGUACUUGAUCUAUCAGAUAAUGAAGAAUUAAUAUCAUUACCGAAUUCACUGUCAAACCUGAGGUCUCUUAUUUCUUUAGUGCUUAGAAGAUGUCGAAAAUUAAAAAGUAUACCUCCACUGGAGAAGCUACAAGCAUUGUCAACAUUGGUCAUGGAAAAUCUAGUAAAUUUGAAAUGGCUUGAUUUGUCCCAGAAUCGUUUAAUACCAUUACCAGUAGCAGAAGGUGUACUAUCUCGUUUGACCAAUAUGCAAUAUUUGGAUCUCAGCAGUUGUUCGAUUAAAAAAGUAGAAGAUGCAAAAGGGAUGACUAUGCUCGAAUGUUUUCAAGGUGGCUUUCUGGACCGGGAUAACCACAAUCAUUACGUCCAACAAAUCUUUAACAACGGUUAUGGACCUAAAACUUAUCGUAUUUAUUUUGGAAAGUGUGACUACUACUGGUACCAAGAAGAAAUUUUCGAAGAGUUUAAUUUUCGAAGAUUAUUGUUUACAGACUGCCCAGAAAAACCCUAUUUACUGCCGAGAGACCUUGUGGAUUUGAAUGUAUAUGACAAUAAGCAAUGGGAAUACUUAUGUGCUGCUUUGUCGUCUAAGGAUCCUUC